CUUCCGGAAGGGGCGGCCGAGGUUUGGGACACGUGACUAUGUUCCGGUUCCCCAAAGAUGGCGGCGCCCAGAACUGUAGCGUGAAAGUUGUCGGUGGGAGACGCUGUCCAGUUUUGCCGGAAUCAAACCGUGCGCCAUGUCGCGACUGAUCGUGAAGAACCUUCCGAAUGGGAUGAAGGAGGAGCGUUUCAGGCAGCUGUUCGCUGCCUUCGGGACAUUGACAGACUGCAGCCUGAAGUUCACCAAAGAGGGCAAGUUCCGAAAGUUUGGCUUCAUUGGCUUCAAGUCUGAGGAAGAGGCCCAGACAGCGCUGAACCAUUUCAACAAGAGUUUUAUUGACACGUCCCGGAUCACAGUGGAGUUCUGCAAGUCAUUUGGAGACCCAACAAAGCCCCGGGCCUGGAGCAAACAUGCCCAGAAACCAAGCCAGUCCCAGCAGCUUCCAAAAGACUCCUUUGUUCCAGAAAGUAAGAAAGGUGACAAGAAGAAAAAGGUGGCAGGUGAUCUAGAGAAGCUGAAGGAAGAUAGUGAGUUCCAGGAGUUCCUGUCAGUUCACCAGAGGCGGACGCAGGCAGCCACUUGGGCAAACGAUGCCCUGGACGCUGAACUCUCAAAAGGGAGGGGCAAGCCAGCCAAGGACUACCUGAACUUCGACUCUGACUCAGGGCAGGAGAGUGAGGAGGAGGGUGCUGGAGAGGACCUGGAAGAGGAAGGAGGCCUUGAACCCAAGGCAGCUGUGCAGAAGGAGCUGUCGGACAUGGAUUACCUGAAAUCCAAGAUGGUAAGGGCUGAGCUGUCCUCUUCCUCAGAAGAGGAGGAGAGUGAAGACGAAGCUGUGAACUGUGAUGAAGAGAGUGAGGCCGAGGAAGAAGAUUCCUCUACCACCCCAGCACUGCAGGACAGAGAGAGCAGAGGACCUGGCCAAGCUCAAGGGGGGCCAUCUGGGAACAAGAGAGCACAGGUGGCCAGAGCUGAGGCAGAGAAACCAGCAAACCAGAAGGAGCCCACCACCCCACACACUGUGAAGCUGCGAGGAGCCCCGUUCAAUGUCACAGAGAAAAAUGUUAUGGAAUUCUUGGCACCCCUGAAACCAGUGGCCAUUCGAAUAGUGAGAAACGCUCAUGGGAACAAAACAGGGUACAUCUUUGUGGAUUUCAACAGUGAAGAGGAAGUGAAGAAAGCUCUGAAAUGCAACAGGGAAUACAUGGGUGGACGCUACAUUGAGGUGUUCAGGGAAAAGAGCUCCCCCAUGGCCAAGGGGCCCCAGAAGAGGGGCACCACACCCUGGCAAGGCCGGACGCUCGGGGACAACGAAGAAGAAGAGGACCUGGCUGACUCCGGGAGGCUCUUUGUGAGAAACCUGCCCUACACCAGCACCGAGGAGGACCUGGAAAAACUCUUCUCCAAAUUCGGUCCCCUGUCUGAGAUCCACUACCCGAUUGACAGCCUGAUCAAGAAACCUAAGGGCUUUGCCUUUGUCACCUUCAUGUUCCCUGAGCACGCUGUGAAGGCCUACACGGAGGUGGACGGGCAGGUGUUCCAGGGCAGGAUGCUCCAUGUGCUGCCAUCCACCAUCAAGAAGGAAGCCAGUGAGGAUGCCAGUGCCCCGGGAUCAUCUUACAAGAAGAAGAAAGAGGCCAAGGACAAAGCCAGCAGCUCCAGCUCUCACAACUGGAACACACUGUUCAUGGGGCCGAAUGCUGUGGCUGACGCCAUUGCACAGAAGUACAAUGCUACCAAGAGCCAAGUGUUUGACCAUGAGACCAAGGGCAGUGUGGCUGUGCGUGUGGCCCUGGGGGAGACCCAACUCGUCCAGGAAGUACGGCGCUUCCUCAUCGACAAUGGGGUCUGUCUGGAUUCUUUCAGCCAGGCUGCUGCAGAACGAAGCAAGACUGUGAUUCUGGUGAAAAACCUCCCGGCAGGCACCCUGGCAGCUGAGCUUCAGGAGACCUUUGGCCACUUUGGCAGCCUGGGCCGGGUGCUGCUGCCUGAGGGAGGCAUCACUGCCAUCGUGGAGUUCCUGGAGCCCCUGGAGGCCCGCAAGGCCUUCCGAAACCUGGCCUAUUCCAAGUUCCACCACGUCCCCCUGUAUCUGGAGUGGGCUCCAGUUUGCGUCUUCUCCAGCGCAGCCCCACAAAAGAAAGAGUCCGAAGAUGCAACUUCAGAACCUGCAGAAAAGGACAAAAUAGAACCAAAACCCGUACCAGACAGUGAAACCCCAGAAAGUGGAAAGCCAACAGAGGGUGGAUUGGACAACUCUUCAGCAAAGAUGGAGGAGGAGGAAGAGGAAGAAGAAGAGGAAGAAGAGAGCCUCCCAGGGUGUACUCUAUUUAUUAAGAAUCUCAACUUUGACACAACAGAGGAGACGCUGAAGAACGUGUUUUCCAAAGUGGGGAUGGUGAAGAGCUGCUCCAUUUCUAAGAAGAAGAACAAAGCAGGAGCUCUGCUUUCCAUGGGGUUUGGAUUUGUGGAAUAUAGGAAGCCUGAGCAAGCCCAGAAAGCUCUGAAGCAGCCCCAGGGUCUUGUCGUGGACAACCACAAGCUGGAAGUGAGGAUCUCGGAACGUGCCACCAAGCCAGCCCUGACAUCUGCUCGGAAGAAACAAGUCUCCAAAAAGCAGACAACCUCCAAGAUCCUUGUGCGAAACAUCCCCUUCCAGGCUGACAGCCGGGAGAUCCGAGAGCUCUUCAGCACCUUUGGGGAGCUGAAGACAGUUCGCUUACCAAAGAAGAUGACCGGGACAGGCACACACAGAGGAUUCGGCUUCGUGGACUUCCUCACCAAGCAGGAUGCAAAGAGAGCCUUCAAUGCCCUGUGCCACAGUACCCACUUGUACGGCCGGAGGUUGGUGCUGGAGUGGGCUGACUCUGAGGUGACCCUGCAAACUCUGCGGCGGAAGACAGCGGAGCACUUCCACGAGCCCCCGAAGAAAAAGCGAUCUGUGGUGUUGGACGAGAUCCUGGAGCAGCUGGAAGACAGUGAAAACGACAGCGAGGAGCAAACCCUUCAGCUGUGAGCUGGCACCGCGAGGGGCUGCUGAGCCAGAAUUCCCAUCUGCAUCUGUCCAAGGGACUGUUCAAAGCCUGGAGUUUGCCUCGCCCCUCAGAACUGUCAGCCCUGGUUUAGCAUCCCAGGGAAUGGUCCAACAGCUCAUGAAGAAAAAUCAAGCACCCUCACUGAUGAAAUGGGCCCUGACAAGCAGCGCCCCCGAGGUGCAGCCUCCCAUGGAAAGGGCUGCACCAGCACCAGCCAGGGGCAAGGUGUGGAGGAAAGAGCAGAACCAAAGUACAUCUGACCUUAAUCUGAAUUCAGGUGUGACUGUUCCCAACUCUGUGGCCUCAGUUUUUCUUUCUGUGAAAUGGGGCUGUUAAUUACGCCUACCUCAGAUAGAUGGUGCUGGAAUUAAGUAAGGCCAUCCAAGUAACGCUUAGAAGAUCCUCACCAGCACUGUUCACUUCAUUUGGGAUUGCAGGGUGGGACCCUGAGCCAGAGUCCAAGAAUCUCUUGACUUUGUACCAAAAUCUGGUCUGUACAUUUUUCCAGGCAUGAGGUUCUAAUCUUCAUCUGGUUUUUGCAGUGGCCUGGAACCCAAGGAGGGCUUCAAGGUACUGGCAGCCCCUUGAGGCUCAGCAUGACCCCAGUGUCCUAUAAGACUGACACCCCCUUAACAACCCUGGCUCAUCCCUGAGGAUUAAUGGAAAUAAAAGAAAAAAACCAGAAUG
Messenger RNA from Otolemur garnettii (small-eared galago), 3722 nucleotides. It is a transcript of the gene RBM19, whose product is annotated as RNA binding motif protein 19. Bases 137 to 3016 code for a protein of 959 amino acids. Lineage: Eukaryota; Metazoa; Chordata; Mammalia; Primates; Galagidae. The transcript is spliced from 25 exons. The record is from RefSeq and is a predicted model, not a curated record. Gene Ontology annotation, molecular function: RNA binding.